Molecule: messenger RNA, 4564 nt
Organism: Salvelinus sp. IW2-2015
Lineage: Eukaryota; Metazoa; Chordata; Actinopteri; Salmoniformes; Salmonidae
Gene: mapk8ip2
Product: mitogen-activated protein kinase 8 interacting protein 2
Biological process (GO): regulation of JNK cascade; JNK cascade
Cellular component (GO): cytoplasm
Molecular function (GO): MAP kinase scaffold activity; JUN kinase binding
Source: RefSeq, a predicted model, not a curated record
AUGGUGAUUCUCCGACGACCCCGCAAUACCACUCUGAGCUUUCAAGGACAGAGCUUCUCCAUCUACCAGGACUACUCCCCCACUGUUUCCAGGCAGCGCGCAGCUUUCGGACAGGCCAAACGACUACUUCGGGACCAUCCAGGUGUGAAGCCUUCCCAUGACAUUAGUCUUGAGGAGUUUGAUGAUGAGGAUCUGUCUGAAAUCACAGACGACUGUGGAAUAGGACUCAACUAUGACUCUGAUCCCUAUGAAAAGGACUGUCUGAUUCUGGAGAAGAGCAAUAUGCACCACCCGGUCUGCUCCUUCCAGGACGACUUCCAGGAGUUUGAGAUGAUCGAUGACGAGGAUGAGGAGGAUGAGGAAGAUGAAGACGAGGUGGACCCUGACACUCCUCCCUCCCCCACCGCUUCCCCUCCUUCUUCCCCCACCCUUGGCACGCUGAAGAGCCGGCCCACCACUCUCAACCUCACCACCACUGUCUCACAGGACUCACUGAACAACAACAGCAGUCCUUCUCCAAAGAAGGGCAGCUGGCAGGACUCUCUACGCAACCCUACCUCACAGGGCCGUCUGUCUCCAACCCACUCUUGUCUGGAGGAUGGGAGUCACGUGACGGGCCAGUGCCCCUCCCAACCAGCCCCCCAGGCCCCAGGGUCCCAGAGCAAAGGUACUCCCCCCAAACAGGCAGGGGAGGGCGCCUACCCCCAGUCCCCUCGCAGGCCCCUCCUUUGCGACAUGGAAGGCAACAGACGGGAGAGGCCUGAAUACGGCUCCUUCGGUCAACACAAGUCUCACCCGGGCUCUAAUGAGGUCAUUAACUCCUCAGCUGACCCUCUGAUCUUCAGAGUUCCAUCCCUGGAUGAUCAAUCCCAAUGCUCUGACACUGAGGUUGACCACGACCUCAACAGCGCUGACCACAACCACAAACUUUCACGGUCCUGCACGUCCACCCAGCGACGUGCCACCGACACCUACACGGUCACCACUGAGUCAGGCCUAGACCCGGAACUGGAGAACGACCCAGAUGGGACCAGCCGAUGCCUGUCCUCCACUGCUCCCAUCGGGGGGAACGACGGAGCUGACACCCCUCUGUCAGAUGAGGAGCUGGAGAAAGAUUUUGACAUAGAGUUUAUGUGUAAGGAGACCUAUGACAUGGUGUGUAAGGAGAACCAGAGCUCAGUCUACGUUGAGUUCCCCUCCAUCGAGCCCUCUGAGCUGGCUUCCUUCUCCAGCUACAUGUCAUCAAGCCGCUCUGAUGUUCUCGACCAAUCCCGAAGCACUGAUCAGAGCCAGCGUCCAGGUGCAGCCAAUGAGGUGGCCAAUGACUCCAACUCUCCAUCCUCGGACCCGGGUAUUGCUGACAUGAACGCCAAGCGGUGCUACACCAACUCAGACCAAGACCAGGACCUGAGCUCUCCCGGGUCUGACUCAGACAUUGAAGGGGAGCUUGAGGCAGCAUUCGCCUGCGGAGGACCCCUGGUCUCCAACAUGAUCUCUUCCAUCUCAGAGACAGAGCUGGACCUGACCAGUGAUGACAGUAGUAGUGGACGCUCCUCCCACCUCACCAACUCCAUCGAGGAGGCCAGUUCACCCACCUCCGAUCAGGAACUGGACCCGGACACCGAGUUAGAACAGGACAGUGGAAUUGUGGGAAUGAAGGUAUCACUCCUCCUUGGCCAGCCAGACUCCAUCAAAGAGGACUCACCCUUACCCUCACCUUCACAGCUUUUCUCCUCCACCCUGGCCACCCCCUCCCCUGCUGACUCCCUCAUCCUACCCCCAGAGCCCUAUGAUGACGGCCAGGCUCUGAUGGGCCUACAGAGUGUAGAUGAUUAUGAUGAAUUUCCCUAUGAGCACCAGCCUGACCCAGAUGAGGCCCUGCCCCCACCCCCGCGCUGUGAGGACAGAAUCUCCAAACAGAUGGUACUCCAGAUAGAACCCGACCACAGCCUGGAGAGCUUCAAACGCUCCUUCUACCUGCCAGUGGGACCCAGACUUAUACCCACUCACGCUGACGACUACGACGGUAACAGUGAGGGAGAGUCCGAGUCGGAGAGCGAGGACGAGCUGAGCGAGAAUUCAGACUCACCCUGGUUGCUUAACAACCUGGUGAACAAGAUGAUCUUGGAGGGGUCUUAUCCAAUUAGCUGUCCCGAGGACUGUUUCAAGAGGUCAGUGUCCGUCUCGGACACCAUCUCACCCUCCUCAGACAUCGAGCCAGACACGUUCACCGACGCUGCGGGUGAAAAAAUUCUGAAAUCUGGGACGAAGGAAUCGAAGGAUAAAAAAGGGAAGGGUCUGAGGAAGGAGUGGAAGGAGAGAGAGAAGAUGGAGAAGAGUGCAGAGCUGCCCAAAUGGAAUACAGGGAAAGCCAACGAUCGAUUUGGCCCCUGUCUGUACAAGAGCAAUCCCACAGCUGACACCAUCAGACCGGUGAUCGUGGAGCGUUAUGGCAACAGGGUAUCCACAGACAACAAUCACACUCACGCUGAGAAAGAAAUCACCAGCCCUAAAUCAGGCAAAAACACCAAGAGGAAGGAUGAAAAAGAGGAUGAUGAUGAUACUGUGGAGCCCGAUAACGACCUGAUGAUGCUGGAGGACAGGAAGGAGCUGGACCCUCCCAGUCUGAGUGAGAGCGUGGCGAUUGACAAGGACGAGGGCCGCGAGACAGAGGCCAAGCCCACCGGACGUUCUACGGCCUCCCUGGAACGCAUCACCACGGUCAAACACAGCAUGACCCUGGACAUCCCCACAGCCCAGACCAACCGAUGCUUCAGCCUCACCUACUCCACUGACAACGAUGAGGAAGAGGGAGACUCCUCCCCGUUCCUGAGCUGCCUGAGGAAGCAGUCAGCCUACGGUGGCAGCCACCAGUACCUGGAUAGCUCUCCGCCCAUCGACGAGAGCGUUCGAGACCUCACCCUGUUGGAGCAGGAAGGCACCCUGUGUGAGAGAGACCCUCUGCGGUCCCAGCCGGAUGACGACGGUCUGGCAUACGACUCUAUGAAGUACACUCUGGUGGUGGAUGAGAACACUACACUGGAGCUGGUCAGCCUCAGGAGAUGUACCUCUGUGCUGAGUGAUGACAGUGAGCUGUCUACACUGUGUGAUGAUGACCCUCUGGGGAUGGGGGAGGUGGGGUACUUCCGGGGGAACGGAGGGGUGCGGCCAGAACUCCUCAGCUCGUCAGAAGACUCCUCCCCCGAGGCUGACAUGCAUUUCUCCAAGAAGUUCCUCAACGUGUUUGUCAACAGCACCUCACGAUCCUCCAGUACAGAGUCAUUUGGGCUGUUCUCCUGUACCAUCAAUGGAGAAGAGAGGGACCAGACACACAGGGCUGUCUACAGGUUUAUCCCCAGACAUGUGGAUGAGUUGGAGCUGGAUGUGGAUGACCCUCUAUAUGUCGAGGAAGAGGAGGAUGACUACUGGUACAGAGGCUACAACAUGCGGACGGGAGAGAGGGGGAUAUUCCCAGCCUUCUACGCCCAUGAGGUCAUAGGGCAGUCCAAGGAGAUAAUGGGAAUGAAGAAGAACCCAGCCUGGAUGGACAGUUUCAGUGUUCAGUUCCUGGGUUCUGUGGAGGUGCCCUAUCACCAAGGCAAUGGCAUCCUCUGUGCUGCCAUGCAAAAGAUUGCGAUAGCGAGGAAGCGGACGGUCCAUUUGCGGCCCCCCUCUCUGUGUGAGCUGGAGAUCAGUCUACAAGGGGUUAAACUGGUGAUGAGCCUGGAGGAUGAAUACGACACUAUGGAUGAGUUUGACAGAUGUAGUCACUUCUUCCAGAUGAAGAACAUCUCUUUCUGUGGAUGCCAUCCAAAAAACAAUUGCUACUUUGGCUUCAUCACUAAGCACCCCAUGCUGAACAGGUUUGCCUGCCACGUCUUCGUCUCCCAGGAGUCAAUGCGGCGUGUGGCCGAGAGUGUUGGACGGGCUUUCCAGGAGUAUUACCAGGAGCACCUGGAGUACGCCUGCCCCACCGAAGACAUCUACCUGGAGUAGAGCAGGCAGGAAGCAGGAAAUGUUGCCAUGACAGCAGUAUUCUCUUCUUCUUCCUGCUGCUGCUUGUAUGUUUAUCAAUCUCAAUCACCAGAGGACACUGGUGGGUCUUCUUCUCUCCAUUGCAAAAAUACCCCCUAUAUCUCUCUCUAAAACUGAAAUGUUAAUUUCAGUUCUACAGUAUGCUACAUGUUUUAUUUAUUGAUUCAUUUGUUUGUUUAUUUUCCCUCUUCUAGAUGGAUUGCCUGUUUAUUUUACCUUUUUUUACUAUGAUACAGUUAUAGGAAUAAGGGGCUUGGCACCUGUUAUUUUAGAUAUGACGUAUCCUCCUCGGUUAAAAAAACAAGUACAACAAUUAUAUUCCUACUACUGCUAUUUCACAUGUUCGAAUGCAUGGUUAGGAGGGUAAUGCACACACAGAGCUAUUAGGACACAAAACCAGCUCAACAUUGAAUAGGACCUGGAUCAUAUUAUUUGGUCAGAUAUGGUUUGGUGUAAAUGUACACUACCGUUCAAAAGUUUGGGUUCACUUGUUUUCGAAAGAAAAGCACAUUUUUUGUCCAUUAAAAUA